AUGUCAUCGGCGCCGGCGCCCUUGGAGGUUCUGUCCACUUCUACGAUGACGGAGAAGAAACCGGUUGUGACAAAGAGCGGGAAGGGAAGUGGGAGUAACGCGCCUGUCGCGGCAAGCAAGUCGAAUUACAAGGGGUUUGUGGCUGGUGUGUUUUCAGGGAUUGCGAAAUUGAGUGUUGGACAUCCAUUCGAUACCGUCAAGGUCCGAUUGCAGACCAGCAAGGAUGCGCACUUUAAGGGACCGUUGGAUUGUACUUUGCAAACUGUGCGCAAGGAGGGUGUGCGGGGAUUAUACAAGGGCGCUUCACCUCCGCUGGUCGGAUGGAUGAUGAUGGAUUCUGUUAUGCUAGGAUCUUUGACAUUAUACCGACGAUUGCUUCUGGAGAACGUCUUUUCAAAGCCCAAUCUUCGUCAAUAUAUGCCCUUCUCUCGCAGUCAAGACCUCUCAACACUCCCCUCCUUCGGCCAUGGUAUUGCAGGUAUCAUGGCUGGCACGACAGUCAGUUUCAUCGCAGCCCCGGUCGAACACAUCAAAGCUCGAUUGCAAGUGCAAUAUGCAGCAGAUAAAUCAAAGCGCAUGUACAGCGGACCAAUCGACUGUCUUCGCAAACUGCUCCGCACACAUGGUAUCAGCGGUGUAUACCGCGGCCUCUUCGCCACAAUGUUCUUCCGCUCCUUCUUCUUCUUCUGGUGGGGCUCCUACGACGUGCUCACCCGCUACAUGACCAACAACACCAACAUGUCCGCUCCGCUAAUCAAUUUCUGGGCCGGCGGUAUCUCCGCGCAAAUCUUCUGGCUCACAUCAUACCCCUCCGACGUGGUGAAGCAGCGCCUAAUGACAGACCCAAUGGGCGGCGCGCUUAAUGAUGGACAAAGACAGUUCCAUAGCUGGAAGGAUGCUGCACGGGCUGUUUGGCGGGAGCGUGGGUGGAGAGGAUAUUGGCGCGGGUUUGUGCCGUGUUUCCUCAGGGCGUUCCCGGCGAAUGCAAUGGCUUUGGUUGCAUUCGAGGGCGUGAUGCGUACCUUGUAA
Molecule: messenger RNA, 1029 nt
Organism: Penicillium subrubescens
Lineage: Eukaryota; Fungi; Ascomycota; Eurotiomycetes; Eurotiales; Aspergillaceae
Exons: 5
Coding region: 1-1029 (342 amino acids)
Biological process (GO): transmembrane transport
Molecular function (GO): transmembrane transporter activity
Source: RefSeq, a predicted model, not a curated record